Molecule: messenger RNA, 1470 nt
Organism: Eremothecium sinecaudum
Lineage: Eukaryota; Fungi; Ascomycota; Saccharomycetes; Saccharomycetales; Saccharomycetaceae
Gene: SKN7
Product: kinase-regulated stress-responsive transcription factor SKN7
Exons: 1
Coding region: 1-1470 (489 amino acids)
Biological process (GO): phosphorelay signal transduction system; regulation of DNA-templated transcription
Molecular function (GO): DNA-binding transcription factor activity; sequence-specific DNA binding; phosphorelay response regulator activity
Source: RefSeq, a predicted model, not a curated record
AUGCUAGAUCCCCAAACGGCUAAACAUGGUGACGUGGGCGGGGUAGCUCAUAAGCCGUCGAUGGAAAGUGGAAACGGAACUCGAACUGCGUACAAUGACUUUGUACGUAAACUAUUCGCGAUCUUAGAGUCCAGGGAGUAUAUUAAUAUCAUAUCUUGGACUAAAGAGGGUGACAGUUUUGUCGUCGUCGACACUAACGAAUUUACGACGAAUAUUUUACCAAAACAUUUCAAGCAUUCGAAUUUCUCAAGCUUUGUUAGGCAGCUGAAUAAGUACGAUUUCCAUAAGGUCAAGCGGACACCAGAGGAGCGCAGGCAGUCUGAAUAUGGGGAGUAUAGCUGGGAAUUUCGUCAUCCACAAUUUCGGAGGAAUGAUGAGGCUGCACUGGAUAAAAUUAAACGGAAAACUGUUACACAGAAAAAGGUGUCCAUAAAUGAUGACGUAUUGUCUGUAUCCGGGAGGCCUAAUACAAUGGGUGGUACGUUAGCUGGGGCUAGUGAUCUGGGUAGUAGUUCGAAUAUGCUGCUGGCAAAUGCCGUGGACUUCACAAGCUUCAAUAAGCUGAGAGAUCGAGUCAACAGCCUAGAGAUCAAUAACCAUCAGUUACAAAAUGAUAAUACACAGUUAAAAGGCGAGGUUCGUGCUGUGAAGGAUAAGUAUACGGCGAUCCUGGACACCUUUGUAGCUAUGAAAUCUCUUAACGAGCAGUUUUUAAAAAACUUCAGCGUUCUAUCUACUACGCUUGCGCAGCAAGGAAUUAAGAUACCGCAUGGGUUUCCUGGGAUAGAUAUGUACUCGCCGCAACUCUCUAAAGUGCCAUCGCCAAUUAGUAGUCAAGGGUUUUCUCAUGAACGUCCAAUAGAUCCUAUGCCAGCACCUUCUCAUCCUAUGCCGCAAAACUCUACAGCAAAAGAAGUCCCGCUAACGCCGACGAUUUUUAAACCUGGGUUCAAUGUUCUACUGGUUGAAGACAACUCUGUGUGUAUAGAGCUAUGCUCUAAAUUUCUGAGGAAGUACGGUUGCUCAGUAGUGGUGGUUACCGAUGGACUCUCGGCUAUUGAAACAAUAGAAAAAUUCAGAUUUGAUUUGGUGCUGAUGGAUAUAGUAAUGCCUAAUCUUGAUGGGGCCACUGCUACGUCGAUCAUUAGGAGUUUCGAUAACCAAACGCCUAUAAUUGCUAUGACUGGAAACAUAGAAGAUCAAGAUUUGGUUACAUAUCUGCAGCAUGGUAUGACUGAUAUACUAGCGAAACCAUUUACGACGGAAGACCUACACUCCAUGCUUGUGAGAUAUUUGAAAAAUAGAGUGCCUUUAACUGAACAGUCAUCUGCAACUUGUGAACAGGCUCUUUCGCCGCAAAAUAUGAACCAAAUACUAGUUCCCAAGAAAGAGCAAAGUAAUCGUCUUGACACACAAACGCUGAUUGAAGAUGGACCUUUAUUAAAAAAAACCAGAGUUUCAGAUAGAUAG